Anisakis simplex (herring worm) is the source of this 858-nucleotide messenger RNA. The record is from the annotation of a GenBank genome assembly. Lineage: Eukaryota; Metazoa; Nematoda; Chromadorea; Rhabditida; Anisakidae.
AUGGGUGCUAAUUGGAUACUGUUGUUGUUGUGUGCAUCACUGGUGUUUUUUGUUUACUUGUUGAUUCGUUCAACUGACUUCAUUCGCUGCGUUUUGCGUCGUUUCGGAUGGACUCGUCUGGAGGAGCACGAAGAAACGUGCAGCAACACUCACGAAGAAGCCGACGAGCAAACCACCUUAAGGAAUGGCACCAAUUUGAACGAUGGUGUCGCCAAAAAACAUUCAUUCGGUUCAUAUCAACACGAAAAUGGUGAAGACGAUCAGCCUAUGUCUCAAACGCAAGUUCAUGAUCAACAACGCAAUUCGGUGCCGUCAAGUUCAUCGGCUUAUCAGCUCUCACCAGGCAAAUGCUCACCCGCAUCCAUGGGUACAUUGGACACUCCUGCCGGUGCUACUGAUAUCGUCGUUGAUACUUAUCAGUUUAUGAACACGCCAAAUGCAAGCGUUCAUCCGAGUCUAAGUGACGAUCGCGAACGAGAUGAUGAUGCUGUGCCAACGAUGUACGGUGGUGAUAGGCACCAGAUGGAAGCAAUAUCACCGAAGAGAACUGAUUCAGAUGUGCGUUUGCGACCGAUAUCGCCGUACGAUAAUGCAUCGAAAAGUGCCCUAUCAUCUGAAGAGGAAGAUAUGGGUGAGUUAAAUAACUGCUUUGAAGCAAUCAAUCUGACUAGAGAGCAUCGCCAAAACUUUUCUGUUGAUUUUUGCUCUUCGCAAUUAUUUUACUAUGAGCAUAAACAACGACAAGCGAGGAUUACCCCCAAAAAAGAUGUGGAAGCCUGUUUCAUGCAGCACAGGGAGAUGAAAGGAUUCGAAUUCUCGAGAAAGAUUGCGAAGGUUCAAGUUUAUUAUCGUUAUUAG